Messenger RNA from Rangifer tarandus platyrhynchus (Svalbard reindeer), 213 nucleotides. The record is from the annotation of a GenBank genome assembly. NCBI's taxonomy places the organism in Eukaryota, Metazoa, Chordata, Mammalia, Artiodactyla, Cervidae.
AUGCCCUUGGGGGCUCAGCGGACGAGAGCCCGCCGGCCAGUGCAGCGGACGAGCCUCGACCCCUGGUCCGGGAAGAGUCCGCAUGCUACAGAGCAGCUGGGCCUGUGGGCCCCUGACCCUGUGAGCCCACACGCGUGUGCUCCGCAGCAAGAGGGGCCGCCACAGCUGGAGAAAGCCCACCCGGCAACAGGGACGCAGCGCAGCCAGAACUAA